CCAAAAUACCUACUUUAGCCAUACCAUGUCCAAUUUAGCAUCCAUUCUCAUAGGGCGUGACGCUUGCUCCGCACGUUUGUAGGACUGCCUCAUAGUUUUUCUUCUAUUCGGAGGCGAUGUCAAGGAUUUCAACUUCCGUUUCUCUUCCGCGCCUUGCCGCUGCCGCCACAGCCUCCGCCUUUCGGCGGUCCGCCGUUUCUCUUGUUGCGUCUUCUUUUCUCUGCUCAAAGAGGCGGAAAAUUUUCGCGAUGGCUGCUGUGGAAGCCACAGGUUCGAUGGCAUCUGCAGACUCUUUGGUGGUUAAGCUGCCAUUCCACCCAACCUAUGAUCUCAGGGGCGUCGUCGCUCUCGCUCUCGCUGAAGAUGCCGGAGACCGAGGAGAUGUAACUUCUUUAGCCAUACUUCCUUCUGAAAUGGAAGUGGAAGCUCAUUUCAUUGCAAAGGAGGAUGGUGUCAUUGCGGGGAUUGCCCUUGCGGAGAUGAUCUUUAAUCAGGUGGAUCCUUCAUUGAAGGUUGAGUGGUCUGUGAGGGAUGGUAACUACAUUAAUAAAGGCAUGCAAUUUGGGAAAGUAUGCGGUAAAUUUCUCAAUAUGAUUUUAAUAGUGUUCUAGAAAGUGAUUGUCGUUUAGAUGGCGAGUUUGGAGCAUUUAUUAGAACUCUUUGUUUCACUGAAGGUCAUGGCUGAUGCUGCAUAUCCUGCAUGCAUUUUAGAGACAAGAAAAACUGCACCAGGUCUACGCUUGGUGGAUAAGUGGGCGGUACUAAUAGGCGGAGGAAAAAACCAUAGAAUGGGCUUGUUUGACAUGGUGAUGAUUAAAGAUAAUCAUGUAUCAAUAGCUGGAGGUGUUGCAAAUGCUUUGAAAUCCGUGGAUUCAUUCUUGGAAAAAAAGAAUCUUAAGAUGCCUGUUGAGGUUGAGACAAGGACAAUGGAAGAAGUUAAAGAGGUACUAAACUAUGCUAGCCAAACCAAGUGCUCAUUAACUCGAAUAAUGCUGGACAAUAUGGUGAUUCCCCUGCCUAAUGGGGAUGUUGAUGUAACCAUGCUUAAAGAAGCCGUUGAAAUGAUUGAUGGAAGAUUUGAGACUGAGGCUUCUGGAAAUGUUUCGCUUGAAACUGUGAAGAAAAUUGGAGAAACUGGUGUCACCUACAUUUCUAGCGGGGCAUUGACACAUUCAGUGAAGGCGCUUGACAUUUCUCUCAAGAUUGAUACUGAUCUCGCCCUCCAUGUAGCAAGGCGUACAAAUCGAGCAUGAUCAUCAUUGCAAAUCUGAUUGGUAGUUGCUACAUUUGCAAGAAUAAAAAACUGAAGCUUUUGAGGCUGCGGCCUUGCUAUCGUAGACUCUCAGAGCAUAAAUAUCACUAAUUUUAUGAUUAAAUUUGCUCAACGUCCAAUUUAUUUGGAUCCAUCAUCACCGCACUGAUCAGAUGUAUUUUAUCCUUUGUAUGAGCGUAACACUUGACUAUUAGGAUCACCGUCACGCUAGCUUUCAACACCUCAACUACGAGGUUGAUUUGUAUGGGGCGGAAAAGUUCACUCAAUUCGAAGUUCUAGCUACAUUACAUAGCUCAACAUGGCAUCCAAUUCAAAACAUAGAUAAAACAUCGUAGUAAUGGCAAGGUUGGUUCAACAAAAGAUUUUUUUUUUUUUU
Messenger RNA from Dendrobium catenatum, 1649 nucleotides. RefSeq names its product nicotinate-nucleotide pyrophosphorylase [carboxylating], chloroplastic. The transcript has 9 exons. The record is from RefSeq and is a predicted model, not a curated record. Gene Ontology annotation, biological process: NAD+ biosynthetic process; quinolinate catabolic process. NCBI's taxonomy places the organism in Eukaryota, Viridiplantae, Streptophyta, Magnoliopsida, Asparagales, Orchidaceae. Gene Ontology annotation, molecular function: nicotinate-nucleotide diphosphorylase (carboxylating) activity. Gene Ontology annotation, cellular component: cytoplasm.